CUGGUCUGUGCUGUGAGACCAUGUCCAUUACUGGACCAGUUCUCUGACCCAGAGGCUCAGCUGCACGGGUUACAAGCUCAAAUCAGUUUCCCUCCUCAAGUGCCCAUGAGCAAGACACAGCAUCUUCAUCAGUGAGGAGCAGAGCUGAGUCUGCCGCUGAGAAGCACACGGAUCAGCAGCUCUGAAUCAGAGUGUGGGAGUUGAGCGGCAGACCAUCCUGCGCUGUGUGGAGCUGGCCUCAGCUCCCAGAUCCUCAGCUGUAGGCUACAGUGUGAUGUAACAGGAAGUAGUGGGUUGCCUUUCCAGCGUCAACCUGACAGCCGCCUCAGCUGCGCUCAGUGAGCGCCGGAGAUCUGCGGUGAUCGCUUCUCUCUGCCGGAGCCGAGGAGGAGGAGCAGAGGACGCUUUGGGGGACCGCCUGGAGAGUUUACUCCGGUUCAGAUCAGACCUCCUGCGCCGCGGUUGGAUUUUUCUCUCUGAUCUACAGCUGGUAAAUCAUCAACCAGCUCUGACAUGGCCAAAAGGAAGAUGGGCAGCAUUGGGCGGAGCUGGAUGGUGGGACUCGUACUGCUGUGUAAUCUGACAAAGUUUUUCGUCAAAGCAAGUCUGGAGGUCAAUGAAACGCAGCACCAGCAUCCAACCAAUGUCUACCAUGACAUGGGAGUGACCAGGAACAAGAUAGUAACUGCACAGUUCGAGUGCUAUCAAAAGAUAAUGAAGGAUAAUACCAACAACAGACAAGAGCCCAUGUGUAAUCGCACGUGGGAUGGCUGGCUGUGUUGGGACGACACUAAGGCAGGAAUUAUCUCAGAGCAGCACUGUCCGGACUACUUCCAGGAUUUCGAUCCCUCAGAGAUGGUGACAAAGAUCUGCACUGACAGCGGUCACUGGUUCCUGCAUCCUGAGAGCAACCGAACAUGGACAAACUACACUCGCUGCAAUGAACACACCAAUGAAGGCAGAGUGACUGCAAUGAAUCUUUUCUACUUAGCCCUCAUAGGACACGGACUGUCACUGACCUCCCUCUUCAUCUCCCUUGGAAUAUUCUUCCACUUCAAGAGUUUAAGUUGCCAAAGGAUCACCCUUCACAAAAACCUCUUCUUUUCUUUCGUUCUGAACUCUGUGAUCACCAUCAUUUGGUUGACAGCAGUGGCAAACAACCAGGAGCUGGUGCAGAGGAAUCCAACGAGCUGUAAAGUGUCCCAGUUCAUUCAUCUGUACCUGUUCGGCUGCAAUUACUUCUGGAUGCUGUGUGAGGGGAUAUACCUGCACACUCUCAUCGUGGUGGCCGUGUUUGCUGAGAAACAACACCUCAUGUGGUACUAUCUUCUAGGCUGGGGCUUUCCUCUCAUUCCAGCCUCCAUACAUGCCAUUGCUCGAAGUUACUACUACAACGACAACUGUUGGAUUAGCUCCAAAACAUCGCUGCUCUACAUCAUCCACGGUCCCAUCUGUGCUGCUCUUUUGGUCAAUCUGUUCUUUCUCCUGAACAUUGUGCGAGUGCUCAUCACCAAACUGAAGGUGACCCAUCACGCGGAGUCGAGUCUCUACAUGAAAGCUGUGAGAGCCACCCUGAUCCUGGUGCCUCUUCUGGGAAUCCAGUAUGUCCUGCUUCCCUACAAGCCAGAGGGACGGGUGUCCUCUGAAAUAUACGACUACAUCAUGCACAUACUAAUGCAUUAUCAGGGUCUGCUGGUGGCCACCAUCUUCUGCUUUUUCAACGGAGAAGUCCAGGCGGUUCUGAGGAGGCACUGGAACCAGUACCAUAUCCAGUUUGGCAGCAGCGUAGGAAACCACUCAGACGCCCUGCGCUCGGCCUCCUACACGGCCUCCUCCAUCACAGAGGUUCAGGGCUGCUACAGCAUCGACAGCCACACAGAACACAUGAACGGCAAGGGCUGCCACGACGCAGACGCCUCCAUCUUAAAGUCAGACAGCCCCUUCGCCUGACAGCAGCACUCCCCCUCAAACUCUAUCCAUCUUACCCCCCCAUCCGUAAAAAACUGCACCGUGUUCGGAGCUCCGUGGCGAUCAGGGCAAGUUGCCUCCUCCUGAACGUACAAUUUCCAGAAGAAGAAAUGAGAGAGGGAAAGGUCUGCAUAUGAAUCUGUCCCCUCUCUGUCACACAGGCCCUUUAACAGUACUGUAAGGUGAGCUUGUUACAGCUUUUCCUGCGCUGUCUUUUCUCUACAAUUUGCAGCUGAACUGCUUCACUCGGACUAAGAUGCAUCUGAUAAUCACUAUAUUGUUGCAAUCUUUCUGCCUGACAAAACUCUCUUUAAAUAGGUGAAUAUCAACGGCUCGGCCGUCCUUUCUUGGGGUCAAGUCGUGCACAAAAAGCCUUCGUUACACUGUAAAUUCUUUCGACAUGGUUAGUGCCAAACCAAGAAAUCCUGCCUGCAGCAUUUAUUUUUUAUUUUCAUAAUAGAAUCAGAGCAGAGACAGGAGCAUAAUAAUAUAUUAAUGCUAUAUGAUAUCUUUCACAUGUUAAACUUAAUUUAUCUGAACAUAUUUUUCUUUAUUAGAUGAAAAUAGAUAAAUACCACUCAGUAUUUAUUAAAGUUGACGCUACAUAAAGUUAUGCUAUAGUUUCUAAAAAGAAAAAAAAAAGUCAAUUUAAUACCAGUAUGACUUGUUGCCAGCUUCACAUAAACUUCAGCAGCGUUUAUUAUUUGUGUCAGUGUUUGUUGGUGUGUGUGCAGUUAAUGCAGGUGAUGGUAUGAAUCAUACAGUUAGCUUGCACGCUUCAUUUUUAGAGACUUAGAGAUUUCAUCAUGCUAACGUUUGAGCGUGUUUACUGUAAGUGAUCCUCACCGACUUGUAUCCUUUAAACCACGUGGUAGGUUGUAACGUGACUAUCACAGAGAAGCCAUCACACAACCACGUGUACUCCAGUAUCUGCUCAUUAUACUUGAAUGUAAUAGUUAAGGUUAAAGCCCUGGCCUCUGUUGAACAUAAACACAUCACAUUCCCAGUCACUGCUGUCUUUAGCCUUAUUCUUCUCAGAUUACUUAACAGAGAUGUAAGCAUGACCGGGUGUUCAGACCACAAACAGCACGGUGACAAAAAUUGCAGCGGGCUGUGCAGGUGAGGGUGUCGCUCCAGGUACAGGUGAGAAGAUGAAAUGUGACACUUAAUGUUUCCUUCUGCUCCUUUCCUGCACGUUUAGAGGAAGGAGGCUCUGGUUCUGUGCAAAAAUGCUUUCUAAAAUUCAGUCAAAGCUAACGGCAGCUAGCCAAACAAAGUGAUGCUAUGCUAGCUAGUGGCAAAAACUAGGCUGAACUAGGUUUGACUUUUAUUUUAAUCAGAUCCCUCUGCUUGGGCAGCCCCUGCAACAACGCAGUGACCUCAUUCAAAUGAAUGAGAGAGCUCCAUUUUUUCACCUCGUGCUGAUAUUAGUCUGAACACAGCCUUAUUCAGAAGAGCUCGUGAUGUGAUUAUCAUGUCUCACGAAAGCAGCGCAGAAGAAAUACAAUAAAAAUAAAACAAGCAACAGGCUGCAUCCAGGCCUGGGCAGUAAACUCUGCACUUCUUCACUUAUAUCACACAUUCAAAUCCACAAACCUUUAUUGUUUUUUCUUUAACACAACGUCCACAAUGCUGGGAACAUGAGUCACUAUCAGCUGAUGUAAAUAAUCUUGUAAAUCUAGCGUUUGUGAACCGAGGACAAGGUGAACGUGUGAGUGUGUGUACGUGCGAACGUGUGUGUGCAUGUUUUCUAUAUACAGUAUUUAUGAGUACGUCAUACUCUAAAGCAUUCAACCACGAAGCAGCCGUCUUAUGUGACAGCGUGGGACGCUGGGGAAGAAGUUGUUUGUUGGACGUCUGUGUUUUAAAAAGGGGAGCGGUGGGAACUGGUUAUUAAUGAAGAGCUUUCAACAGGCUGCUGUGUUUGUCUGCUCGUGUUAUUCAUCAUCGUCUGUUCUGUCAGCUCUCUAUUUUGCCUGUAUUUGAAAGUGAGGAAAGAAACGUACCACUACCUUCUGUAUUAUUCAUGUUAUAUCAUCAUAUGUUUCAUGAGACUGUGUGAUAUGUGAGGAGGAGUCAGCGCUCACACCCUCCGUUUCCUCAACAGUCGCUCAAUCAACUGUGAGAAUUUCAAGCACUUCUCUCUACACAGAGCACAUACAGCAUCAUAUACAUUAUUUUCACCUAUGAAAGAGUAUUUUUGGCUGUUCAAGGGUUAAUGUCAAACACAAAUAUACUAAGCAGGAGUUAUCGUGUGAAAUCCAGCUGCAUCACCACAAACAGCGUUUUUUUAAAUCUCAGAUCUGCAGGACAGUUUCAGUUUAAUCAUAAACCACACGGCCUUCGUCACAGUUGUCAGUCCGAGUGAUUAAUGUGCAAUGACAGCAUCAUGAAGUCUCCAUAAACCAAGUCAUUAACUGUGUAGUGAUGCAUCAUCAUAAUUCAUCAGACACAAAUGUAGGAACGCCUGUGCACCAUUCAAGUUGUAAAUGUAUGUGAAUUAUUUUCUCUCCAAAGGGUUUGUGAAGACCCCUGUGACCCUCUGUUGUGUUGUUGUGGUAUAAUGUUGUAAAGUAUGACAAAAGCAUUGAGGACGAUGUCUGUAGUUUUGGUUUAUACUGUACUGUAUUUAACUUGGACGGUCUUGACACAUUGACUCCACACUGCUGUUUGAAUGUAACUGGUGGUGUUUCAUUCUCUUUUUAUUAUUUCACUGAAUUAGACAAUGUUGCUAUGUUGUGUAUAUCUGCAUACUAAUACAGUAUAGCACAGCACUCACCCUCAGCUCUA
Messenger RNA from Lates calcarifer (barramundi perch), 4758 nucleotides. RefSeq names its product calcitonin receptor-like a (gene calcrla). Bases 514 to 1950 code for a protein of 478 amino acids. Gene Ontology annotation, biological process: angiogenesis; adenylate cyclase-activating G protein-coupled receptor signaling pathway; cell surface receptor signaling pathway. Gene Ontology annotation, cellular component: plasma membrane. The transcript is spliced from 13 exons. Gene Ontology annotation, molecular function: calcitonin receptor activity; calcitonin gene-related peptide receptor activity; adrenomedullin receptor activity. The record is from RefSeq and is a predicted model, not a curated record. Lineage: Eukaryota; Metazoa; Chordata; Actinopteri; Centropomidae.